CAUUACCAAUCUUUUGAGGGAAAAAUAGAGAUAACAUCCUUCCAUAGCACCAAAAUAUAAAAUGUAAGAUUACCAUUUCAGUUAAUAUAAAAGGCUAUGGUACAGGAAAAGAAUGAAUGCAGAAGAUACAUUUACAGUAUGUCAGACUGUCUCCAAUAAAUGAAAAACAUGAAAUGGCCAAUGAAUCUACUCUGAUAGAAUUCCUUCUGAUGGGAUUUUCUGACAACCAUGAUAUCCAAAUUAUGUAUUUUGUGAUAUUUCUCUUCAUGUACGUAAUAGCCAUAAUGGGGAAUGUCCUUCUAGUUAUUACUGUGGUCCUGAACUGCUCCCUUCAUACCCCAAUGUAUUUCUUUUUAGUUAACUUGUCAUUUUCAGAUAUUUGCUUCAUCUCAACCACCAUUCCAAAAUCUAUGCUCACUUCCCUAACAGAUAACAGAGUGAUCACCUUUGCUGGAUGUGCCGCCCAAGUCUUCUUGAUUUUCACCUUUGCAGGUUCUGAAAUUGCUUUGCUCACCAUCAUGGCUUAUGAUCGUUAUGUGGCUAUUUGCCAUCCUCUGCAGUAUAGCCUUAUCCUGAAUUGCGAUGCUUGUAUGCAAAUGGCAGCUUCUUCCUGGAUUAUCUGUAUGAUCCAUGCUUUGCUAGAAACUGUAAUUGUAUUUCAGUGGGAAUACUGCAGGUCACGUAAGAUUGAACAAUUGUUCUGUGAUAUCCCUCAAUUACAGAAGAUUUCUUGCACUGAUACAAGAACUAGUCAAAUACUGAUUUUUGUGACAGCAAUCAUUGUUAGCUUAGUGUGUUGUGGUAUUAUUUUUGUUUCUUAUGGCUACAUCUUUUCAGGUGUGCUAAAGAUUCAGUCAAUACAAGGCAGACACAAAGCCUUCUCUACCUGCACUCCCCAUCUGGUUGUCUUCUUUCUGUUUCUCAGUACUGCUUUAUUUUCUUACAUGACACCGAAAAGCCAUUCAUCUCAUACAGUAGAAUUGUUUUCUGCUGUUUUUUACACAGUUUUGCCACCACUAUUGAAUCCUAUCAUUUAUAGCUUCAGGAAUAAGAACAUGAAAGAAGCCAUGUUAAAAACAGCAGUGAAAGUAUUUUCACUUUUUUAAAAAAGAAAAAUUAAUGUACUUAUUUAAAAUAUAUCUUGCGGUCACAACUACCUAUGCAACUGUCUUGUGAAAGGUUUCCAAUGAUUUCCAUUCCUCAAUUGCAAGUUCUUACUUUCUCAUUAAUAUUUCAAAAUGUCCUUUGAACUUUUUAUGCAGAGAAAUUCAUGGAGUGUAUAUGUUUGCAGGAGUGUUUUUUUUUUUUUUAGAAAGUUUGCUUCUGAUCACAUAAUUGAUAUUCACAUUCUCAAUUGUUAUGGAUGUUUGUAUGUAACUUACUGUUUUCACUUCUCUGUAUUCUCUAAUAAGUGGAUAGGCAAAUAUAUUUGAUCAUGAAUGACAAACUGAAUAAACUUUCUGGUUGUUUGUUGACUCAAAAAA
Molecule: messenger RNA, 1484 nt
Organism: Crotalus tigris (Tiger rattlesnake)
Lineage: Eukaryota; Metazoa; Chordata; Lepidosauria; Squamata; Viperidae
Product: olfactory receptor 14A16-like
Exons: 2
Coding region: 117-1106 (329 amino acids)
Biological process (GO): G protein-coupled receptor signaling pathway
Cellular component (GO): membrane
Molecular function (GO): G protein-coupled receptor activity; olfactory receptor activity
Source: RefSeq, a predicted model, not a curated record